Rubroshorea leprosula is the source of this 1562-nucleotide messenger RNA. NCBI's taxonomy places the organism in Eukaryota, Viridiplantae, Streptophyta, Magnoliopsida, Malvales, Dipterocarpaceae. The record is from the annotation of a GenBank genome assembly.
UUAUGAGGCGAAUUUCUUCUCCAAAGCUUUCCAAAAAAAACAAAAGCUGAGUCAUGGUUUUGGUAAGACAUCGAUCUGCCUCCCUAUCAAAAACACGAGGCCCUAGCUUGUACAUACAACGAGCAUGCGAGUCCCGUGCCAAAAGCUCAUAAACUAAGAUAUUGCUACCUCGAUCUACUGAUCUGAAAUGGGGGGGAUUUUGUGAGCUCACAGCCCAGUAAGUAAUAAGCUUAAGCUAUAAACUUGGGUUCUAAGACCCUUAGACCUAUCCACACAAAGAGCAUAAGACACAACGGAAUCAAAUCACAUAAUAUUAUAAUUCUCAAAUCAUAAGCACAAAUGUCGAAAUUGAAUUCAUAUACUAAAAUCAUAUGCUCACAAAGAUGAUGUCACAAGCGCAAUGCAUAAAAUUGAAAAUCACACAAUGCUAUGGAGUCCACUGAGCAAAAAUCACACCCAAAUCAAACAAUAGAAAGGACUAACUCACUAUCUUUGCCAUAUAAACCCCAAAAUUAAGGAUAUCUCUAAUAAAAGUUUAAUACCCAAAAAUCUUAUAAACUAAAGGAUUAAAGUCAAAUCUCACCAAUUUAAACUACCCAAAACUCUAACCCAAAAUUCAUAACUAAAACUUAUACUUAUCUAACAAAAGCACCUUAACUUUGGUUGGAGAAAGGAGGAAGAAAAGGAUGGAGGUGGAAGAGGAAGGCAUAGGAAAACCAAAUGAGGCUUUUGGGGGCCUUCUGGAGGCUUAUCCAAGCUUCCACCGACAAAGACCAAAAACUUGGUUGGGAAAAUGCCAUGUGAUGAGGUUGAGGAAGAAAGCAUCUCGGUAUACCUUUGUUAAUGACGUCCUCUACAAGAGAUUUUUCUCACUCCCUCUACUCUGCUGUUUGAACCCUUAUGAGGUUGAAUACGCACUUCGGGAAGUGCAUGAAGGUGUCUACGGAAGUCACAUAGGUGCUCGAACUUUGGCUCAUAAAGUCCUUAGACAAGGUUAUUAUUGGCUCAACAUGUAUAAGGAUGCCACCCAGUUUGUACAGAGGUGUCAGAAAUGUCAGUUCUUCGCACACCUAACCCACCAGCCAGUAGAAGAGCUCACUAGUCUGGUAGCACCUUGGCCGUUUGCUCAGUGGGGAGUUGACCUUUUAGGACCAUUUAUGAAAGGGGUAGGAGGUGUAACCCAUCUAAUUGUUGGUGUGGAUUAUUUUACAAAAUGGGUUGAAGCUCGGCCAUUAUCCAGUAUUACCUCUAAGAGGGUCGAAGACUUUCUUUUCAGCUCAAUCAUUUAUAGAUAUGGAAUCUCGAAUCAGAUUGUGGCUGAUAAUGGAACUCAGUUCAACUGCUCCUCAUUUAGAGAUUUCUGCUCCAGUUAUGGGAUCAAGUUGUGGUUCACCUCGGUGUACCACCCAGAGUCUAAUGGGAUGGUAGAAUUUGUCAACAAAGUUAUACUUAAGGGAAUAAAAUCAAGGUUAGAGCUGCAUAAGGCCAGGUGGGCAGAUGAGCUCAACAACGUCCUUUGGGCAUACAGAACCACGAGCUGAACUGCCACAGGUAUUACUUCA